AUGGCCGACCCCUUGAGCAUCGCCGCAAGCAUUGCGGGGCUCCUCUCUCUUGCGGACAUCGUCUUUCUGCGCUUGUCCAAGUAUAUCAAGUCAGUCAAGAAUGCCGAGAAAGAGAUCAGCGAUCUAUGCAAAGAAGUCAAUUUGGUUGGGGGCACUGUCAACAUGUUGUCGCGAUUGGCGACCUCCCUGGAGGCGGAGGACGAGUCUCCCAUUCAGGGCUUCCGAAUGCACCACGUUGACGGUUGUGCAGCGAUCCUAUCCGAGAUUGUCAACAAGACGAAGAAGUACGAAGACAAAUCAGGAGGAAGACUCAAGAAACUCUUUUGGCCUUACACUUCUUCGAAGACCAAGGAAAUGCUCGCAGACCUAUCGCGACACAAGGAAAACAUGAAUCUUGCGUUAGCAGCUACUUCAUUGAAGGCAUUACUGCGUUGUCUCGCUAAAGAGGAAGAAAGAGAACGAACCGCGACUGCAAUACUAGCCGAUGUUCAAAAAACGAAAGAGAUUGCAGUACGGAUUCAAGAGGAUACCUGGAGACGGCGAAUCCUAGACUUCUUCCUGAGAUACAAUCCGCAAUCAAAUUACGAGAUGAGUGGAAAGCUACGACAUCCGAGGACUGGCAUGUGGCUUGAACGUCAUUCGUCUUUCCAGCAAUGGCUUCGCACCCAAGGGUCCCGACUCUGGUUGAGCGGCAUUCCCGGCGCCGGAAAAACGGUACUCGCAGGCUCAAUUAUUGGCCAUGCUCUUGCGAGAAGCUCAGAUACCAUUGCUGUAGGCUUUUUCUUUUGCGACUACAAGAACGAGACGACGCAGAGCCCUGUCAAUAUUCUUGGGGGCUUGGCGUAUCAAUUGGCGAUACAGAGCGAGGAGGCGUAUUCGAUGCUCGAAGAGUAUUACUUGGAGCUCCAUCCAGACAAGGGACUCCCUCGCUCUCCCAACACAGAAGACCUAGGACGAACCAUCUUGAGGAUGUCUCAAGUCUUUGAACAUACCUACAUAGUGGUUGAUGGCCUGGAUGAAUGCGGAGAUCACGCAGAGGAGGUUGUGGAGGCGCUCUGCGAUAUUGCAAAAAACUCCGACGAAUUAUCGAUGGCGCUGCUUAGUCGCGACGAGGACGACAUUCAACGACACCUCCGAGAUUCCGAGAAGAAGUUUCUCAAUAUACAGAUUGCAGCUCAUACAGAUGACAUCACUGAGUUUCUCACGUCGGAAAUUGAACGACGUAUUCGCAGCAGAAAGCUGGUAUUCGAAGAUCACUCUCUAAAAGCAGAGAUUCUACAAAGCCUCGUGGCCGGGGCACAUGGAAUGUUUCGCUGGGUUGCCUGUCAAUUGGACCACCUUGGAGGCUGCGAUUCUGACGAGCAAUGUCGAGAAGCCCUGCGCAGUCUCCCACCCGACCUCCCAGAGACUUACAUGCGCAUCUUGAGGAGAGUUUCUCCAGCAAAACAAACACAGGUUCAGAUGACACUACACUUCAUCGCUUACGCUGAACCAAGACUCAGAAUUGAGCAAUUGAGAGAAAUUCUUUCAAUACCAUCAACUAGCCAGCAUCUAAGCCCAUCUGGCAUCAUAAGGGAAGACGCAAUAGCCAGAUAUUGCAGUAGUCUGAUUCGGAAGUCAAACGACGGGAAAUACUUUGAAUUUGCUCAUUUUUCGGUCCAGGAGUUUUUGACAAGUAACGUUUUACAGUCAUCCGGUUUAGGGAUGUUUUACAUUACUAAAUCUCAUUGCAACAAACUCCUAGCAGUCCGAUGCUUGGAAUAUCUUCAGCUCGACAACUUCAAUCAUCUACCGACGGCAACAAGCGAGGAACUCGAGUACAUGGAGCAAAGAGACGAUGAAUAUCAUCUCUACAAUUAUGCUGCGGAAUACUGGCUGUGUUUCGCUAGAGAAGAAUGGACACAUCCUGAUUUACUAGCCAUGGCGAAACGUCUCUUCGAUCCGCAGAAAUCCACGCAAUUCACGUCAUGGGUAGUGACUUUAGUCUUUAAUCUCUUGUGUUUUACUUUUCAUGAUCUCAGUGGAGAAAGAAUCGACAUAAUGGUAAUUUAUUCGAUAGCGGGAGUCAUUCACGACAGUUUCCGACCACUGCACUUCGCGGCGAUUAUGUCACUACCAGAGAUCAGUUCGUUCCUACUACAGACUUCGGAUCAUCACGAGACCAACUGCAUGCUUGGAGCUCCAAUAAAGUGUGCUGUAAGUUGUCUUGACGGGGCUCUAGAGCACUAUUGUUACUUCGACGAUGACUUAGACAACCACAAACUGGCGCGGUUUCAACGCUACACAGGAAUGGACAGUCCGGAAUUGUCUCGUACUAUCGAGACCGUGGGAUUGUUUCUGAGCAUGAAUCUCCAAGCACCGGAGGAUCUUUUACGUGUUUCUCUAAGGGAUGGAAUCAGCAUACGCAACCUUUCGGUCGCUCAGCUACUCGUCGACAAAGGUCUUGUUCCUACACAAAGCGACCUAGACUAUUUCAAAACAGUCAUGGACACGAUAAUGGAUAAUGAUAAACCUUACUGGGGCGAGGAAUAUCUGCCAUCACUGUGCAAGUUCUGCGAAGCGCUUAGCCUUGGAAUUGAUACUUCGCCCUUGCAUCUCGAGUUUUGUCAGUCGGCAUGGGAAUAUUGUCUGCGGAUUACCCCAAGUCUCACUGAUAUCGAAGGUUACAACAUCAGUUCCAAAGUUACUGAUGAUGCACGUAGCCUGAGGACAUUAGCAUUAGAUGUAGUUCGCUGGAGCCUCGACAUCACUGUGUUGCAGAGAGUAGUUGAUGAUCAACGAGUGGAUGUUUCAUCCAUUCUAAGCCCUGGUCAGGAAGAUGGGCUGUUGCAUGCACUAGUCCGGUCAGGGAAUGAUGAUCCGGCAAGUGAAGACUCUGGUUGGUUCGUCCAGGCUGAGAAACUCUUGGACUUGCUGUUGAGCGUCGGCUGUAGCCUGUCCAAGCGCAACAGAGACGGACAUACACCAUUGACGCUUGCAAUCAAAGAAAGACUGUUUAGCUUCGCCGAAAUCAUCUUCGAGAGGUGUGAAAACGAGCCGAUGGCCUGGGAAUGCCAGACUCCAAUACUGUUGUUGGUUGCUGAAUCAGGGUCUGAGGGUAUCUUAGACCUACUUCAAAGUAUAGGUCUGGAAGUUCACCUGGCCGACUAUGAACACAAAACCCCGUUACAUUGUUUGGAUGCCCAUGCGGAGUUGACCUUCGUCAAGAAAUUGGAAUCGCUGGUUUCAGACGCAAGGCAACUUCGAAGCAAUGGAAAGUUGCCAUGGGAAUGCUAUGCAGACACCAUCACAGCCGAAAGAUUCGACUCGCCACCUGUGGAGGUGCUAGAGUAUCUCGUUCAACCGCUAGUUACUCUCUCAGAUCCUUUCGAGGCGUCGAAGGUGUGGGAACACUACGCCUCAAUAAUUUUGCGGGGCAAAGGCCUUGCAUCCGAGUAUGUCGAUGAAGCAGUCAGAUGCCUGGUACGUGUUGGCAUAUUCGACAUGUACGAGAAAGAUUGUUCGAAUUCUGCGCUUUCACCGAUCGCUGAAGCCUGUUCGAAUGAGUGGUUGGUAGAUCCUAGCAGCAUAAAGCACUUUCGUCUCACGGACGACACGCUGUGUUUCUUGUUGAAGGCCACAACCUACUGGAACAGCUUCCAAGGGUCACUUUGUGCCGUCGAACUUCUGAAAGUAUCUUCCACUCUCAACUACGGCAUGACUGUAGGUCAGCUGUUAACACGAGGCAUUGAUGUCCAUCGACGCUGCAAAGGGUCGUCCACCCUGGAACAUAUUUGCGCGUUACCAGCGGCCUGUGAAGAUGACAAUUCCAGGGUACGACAGCUUCUUGAUCACGCAGAUCCCGUAUGCUUGAACCAUACAAACCCAAGCUCUGGUUUGGGGUUGAUUCAUCUCUCUAAUGAGAAGGAUGUACCGCAGUUCAGGCAUGGGAUAGUUGAAAUGCUUCUAGGGCAUGGUGUUAUUCCAGAUCUGCGGAUUAGUAUCUGGCCACGAUCAUCGGCAUUGGUUUACCACUUGUAUAAGAAACAUUUUGACUUAGCGGCUACUCUCCUCCGUCAAGGAGCGGAUCCUUCAGCUCCGGAUCGGAAAGGAUGGACAGCGACUCACGCGGCGAUUGCGCGCGGUAAUGUGUCUUUUCUGUCCGACCUUCUCGAUAUCAGGAAAUGCACUUGGAAAAUCGACUGGGAAGGUCAAUGUGACCUUACUUAUUAUGGACAAGCGUACGAAGGCAUCAGACCGCUGCAUUGCGCAGCCCUGUCAUCUGUCGAUUGUCUCCAGGCUAUCCUUGAGAAGGUAGACUCUAUCAGUCUGGAAGCGGCGGCAGAGAAUGGGUUCACUGCUGUUCACUUUGCAGUGGUGAGCAGGAAAAUUAGCGCGGUUGAGCUUCUCCAUGAUCGAGGUGCAAACAUCAACGCGAGGUCAGUUGAUGGCCAAUUAGCCCUGCAUAUUGCUGUUGCUAAAGGCUAUCUCGCGGCCGUCGAAAGACUCCUGGAACUGGGCAGCGAAAUAACACCCGAUUGUGAUGGAAGGACGCCGCUGCUACUGGCGUACCAACGAAAUGAUCAAAACAUCAUUGACUGCCUUAGAGACCACGAUCAGAGCCAGCGCGGCGUGGUUCCGGCCGGUAUGCGUUCUGCAGCUCUAGCCAAAGGGGUUUUCAGAGCUAUCCAAGCUGGGAACCUCUCUUCUUGUCAAGAGAUUUUUGCAUCACUGCCGACAGUGGAUAUAGAUAUACCUGCCAUUUUUGGGGGCCUUACAGCUCUUGGAGCCGCCGUACGCUUUGGGGAACUGAACAUAGUAACUUGGCUUCUACAACAAGGUGCAAAUGUAAAUUACCCCUGCGGAAACGACAGUUCCAUCAUCCUGUCGAUGAUUUUCCAACCCCUUUUGAAUCCGGGAUUACCAGCAAUGCUCGAGAGAUAUGUUGCGACCGGUGGUAGCAUUCUGAGGGAAUCAGGAUGUGUGGUGGCCACGGCUGUGAGGGCUAAGAAUGAAGAAGGGUUGGUAAUUCUUCUGGAUCAUCUGAAAGCAAAUAGGAAGCAUUAUGCCGAGCAAGUUGGUGCAGACUCGUCGGCAUUAUUUGCGUCGGCUGUGAAUAGAAAAUGGCAACAUAUGACAGCCUUGCAUUGGGCGGUAAUGCAGAACAAAGUGUUCUUUGUUCAGCUCUUAGUCGACAACAGCGCCGAUCUCGAGGCCAAAGACAAUUGUGGUCGCACCCCCCUCCUCCUCGUCACAACGGCACCUGCUACGGUCGACAAUUCAGUUGUUAUUCAAAUUCUUCUCCAGGCUGGCAGCAACAUCAACUGUCGCAACAACACUGGCGCUACACCAAUGGCCGAGGCAUGUGAGAAGGGGAACUCUCUUGCCAUUUCAGCUCUAAUGGACUGGGACCCAGAUAUGUUGGUCAAAGAUCACAAAGGGCGCAAUGUGUUGCACUAUCUCUUCUGCAGCAGAGAGACUAACGAAAGAGAUAGCUGUAGGCCCGCACUCUUCAUCAAGUUCACUCAAAUGGGUGUCAAGCCGAGCGAAGUCGACAUGUUUGGCUGCUCUGCCCUUCAUCUGAGUAUGCACAACAAAUGUAUGACAGCCUUGUUGCUGAAUGGAAAUGCCCAGAUUCAGGACGAAAGGCCUAUUCCGUGGUCAAGUUUGUUUUUAAACCCGUAUGCUGUCAACGCAGCAUGCCUGAUAACGGCCUUUCGGCUGUACCGUCGAAAGCUAUCAACUCAAAAGUUCCGUACGCUGCUGAAUCUUGAGGUCGUCGGUCCUCGGAAUCCCCUUUGCUUCGCUGCAUCCAGAGGGCAAAUACAAGCCAUGGAAAACAUUUUGUCUUUGGGAAGUCUGAUAGACUUUGAAGGCUGUCCUGAGGGGUCCGCACUCAUGGCAGCAUCCAGCGCAGGAACUUUAGAAUCCGUCAUCUAUCUCGUUCGCCAUGGCGCGAGCAUCUCCUUCCAAGGACACAACCACUUUCGGUCUGCAGUGAAGCUGGCCGCUACUUCACCGCGGGUCCUUCGCUGGUUGCUCGUAGAUCGAUUCACCGACCAGAAGAAGCUCGACCAGUUUUGCCACGAAUCAACCUCCCUAUCGACAUGUUUUAAGCCGUGGAGCGGGAUUCAUAAAGCCGAGAUGGUCAUAUCAGGACAAUGGGAGCGGCAGCCAUAUGAGUCUUCUCAGCAAUACUGGGCACGUCUAUCGAACAUGACAGAGGAUUUUAAGGGCAAGUUCCUUCCUCCCAACAGCGGGAAGACAACGCGGAGACAGUCGAAGCUGGUCCCGUCAGAAAGUGUCAAGAUUGCAGCCGACGGAUAUUUUGUUCCGUACGAUGCCUCGGUAGGAGAACGCGUGACGAGAAAGAGCAAGUGGUCGGAGUUGGGCUUGGAGGUUCGAGAGUGUCUGGAGCGUUUCUGCUUAUGA
Colletotrichum paranaense is the source of this 6411-nucleotide messenger RNA. RefSeq lists its product as uncharacterized. Gene Ontology annotation, cellular component: ciliary inversin compartment. The record is from RefSeq and is a predicted model, not a curated record. NCBI's taxonomy places the organism in Eukaryota, Fungi, Ascomycota, Sordariomycetes, Glomerellales, Glomerellaceae. Bases 1 to 6411 code for a protein of 2136 amino acids. The transcript has 3 exons. Gene Ontology annotation, biological process: protein localization to ciliary inversin compartment. Gene Ontology annotation, molecular function: protein binding.